Messenger RNA from Xyrichtys novacula (pearly razorfish), 3829 nucleotides. NCBI's taxonomy places the organism in Eukaryota, Metazoa, Chordata, Actinopteri, Labriformes, Labridae. The record is from the annotation of a GenBank genome assembly.
AUGAAUCAUAUGGGUACACACUGUAGCCAGGAGCACACAUUAUACACACAGUGAAUCCACACACAAAAUCACCACUGUAUGUACAGGACAAGUUUGUCAAGGGCUAAUUACAGGUGCUGAUACUUGAUGAGAGGGUACUCAUAAAACAAAGUAUUUUAGGAUAAAGAUUAUAUAUGCUUGUACUGAGCGUGAGGUUAAUUACAGUGCAGAAGCAUGAAUUGCAGCAGGGAAGGGUGGAGCUGAGGUUGAAUAUAAUCUUCAGCUACAAAUCUCUUUCUCCCAAUCAUUAAAUGUUUUUUAUGUUUAUUUUUCAGGUGCAGUGCUGCAACCUCUUCUUUCUGAAACCCACCAGCCUUUCUAUUACACGUCUUUGUGGGACCAGCAUCUCGGGGCCAAUAUGGAGGUAAAAGAAGAAAUUCUGGAAAUUCUUCAGAAGGUCUGGACCAAACUUCAAGAACUGCCACAAGCCAGUCCUCUAGAGCUGGGAGCUUUCUUUGUGCUCAUCCUGUUUGUUGGUGAGUUUCUGUUUGUGUCGGUGUAGGGCACAAAUCUAUUGAGUGCUGUUCAGAGCUGGAGCCUGCUUUGGAUAAAAAUACAGGUGUUGUGAGGCAGGUUCGUGGUGAGGACCCAGAUGCAGACACAGAGACUGAGAUCAACUUAAAGAGACUUUUAAUGUCCAAAAAAGGGGAGAUAGUGCAAACAGAGGAAGUCCGAAGGGCUGGUUGGCUGGCUGUCGUGUGGGCUGGAGACACUGCAGGAAAAAACCAGAGGAGACGGGAGUUAAUGAACAUGAAAAUAGUCACUGGGAGCAAAGUUCUGAAGGUUAUACCACGAGGAAGGCCAGGAGACACGUCUGUACCGCUAGGAAGGGUAGACAAUACUCAGCCCCUGAGGCUGAGGGCUGCAGGCUUCUUAAAGUGCCUUGAUUGGAGAUGUGAAGCAGGUGUGUAGUCCCACUCAGCCUCAGCGCCGGGGGAGGGGAGGAAGCUGUGGAAAAGAGUGAAGCCAGACCAGGCAAACAAGGAAACACAGGAAGUCCAGCCAAAAUAAAACAAGAUGGAGGCGUCUCACCACAACAGGGGAAUAGAAAAACAAAAUGCUCCUCCUGCAAGAAAACAUAAAGCUCCAAAAUGGAAACAAACAAAACUAAUGUAACCUGUGAAAUUAUUUUACAGUCCUCCAUUGCAGUUAGUCUUACAGGUGCCCCUUUCAUAUUAUGUGAAUUGUUCUGUGGUUACUGAACAGUGUGAGGUUGAGAAAAAAAUAAAAUGUAACAUAAAUUUUGUACUUUAAAGGUGCUGUUUAUAGAAAUAGGAGCGUUUAGCAAUAUCUUUAAGUAAGAUUCUGGAUUGGUAUACCCCCAUGCUCACCCUACCCAUUGGUGAAGUGAUGGUGGCCUUAAGUUGAAAGCCCUCCAGUCUCCCAACAUAUUCCUUCAUAUUCCUUCUGCAAAGCCACUUACAUAAUACAAAAACAUGUACAGUAUGUUAGUAGUCUGUCUGUUCUGGGCUGUGUAAGAUAUAUGGUGAUGCAAGACCAUGGCCUCCACGGAGAGGUUACAUGCUCCUAUGUAGAUAUAAAAGAUACAUUCAGAGUUAACAUUUUUACACAGAUGAUUUUACUCUCAUUUAAAAUACUAAAAAGCAUUACAUUCAUAUGCCACAUACCCUGUUUUUGUCAAGUCUAUGGUGCUAAACUGCAUUAAGUAUGUGAGCCAAGCUUGAGAAAAAUAGGAGAGAGUUUUGUUUGUUUUGCAUUUUGGGAAAAAAGGCAAAGUGACCAGAUUAAAGUUUAAAUUCUUUUUUGCCUGGCACUCUGCUGAAUCUUUGAUUCUGAUAUUUUACUUUAGUCAAAUAUAUUUCUUAACAGAAAAAAAAAUCUACAUCCUUUGUACCUGACUCAAAGUACAACAUGUUUGUAUAGUUAUAAAGAUAUAUCAUAUGGCAUGGUAUAGAGUUUGAAUUUAUUGUAAUCUUGCAUUAUUGAAAUGCAAAAUUACCAUUCAAUCUCUAUUUUUCCUGGCUCUUGUGCUUUUCAAUUCAUUCUUCAUAAUGUAUAGUCCUAUGCCAAAAAUAAAAAGCUCUCUUUGUGUUUUCUGCCUCUCUUUGCAGCCACAGUGCUCUUCUUGGUUGUGUUGUCCUGUGUACACUGCUGCUGCUGUGGAAAGCCAAAAUAUCAGGCUUCAAGAGUCCUGCCUCUACAGCCUGUCUGAAGCUGACACACAGAAGAGAUGUCUCGGGUAAAUUUCACUCAAACCCUUUCUAUUCUGAUUCAUGUGAUCCUCUGAUACAGGGUUUUUAUUCACAGCUAACCUGGAUUGUUUCCCCAUUUUGCAGCAGUUUGAGGAAACCUUUGCUGUAUGUUCAUCAAGGACAGGAUGGCAGCAUGUUGGCAUGAUGUUUCCAGGUCUGGGUUGAAAACUGGAUUGACAUUCAGAGAACCAUGCCACUGGAAUCCACAUAAAUCAGCAGAGUGGCAGGACUCAUAAAGAUUCAUUACCAACCAGGACAAUGAAACUCUGUGUGGCAGCCUGUUCCGACAACAAAACCUCUACAGUGGAGCCAUGGAUGAAAAGAUUCAGAGAAAAAGCUGAUGUGUGUUUGAAUAUCACAGUCACUCUUUUUCUACAAAUGAACUGUUUGGUAUCUUAUUGACUUAUUUGGAAUGUGAAAAGCAACAUGCAAAAUGUAAAGACAUUCCACUUUUUAUUCUACUCUUUUCCUGAUAUUCCAUGUUUCAGCAUGCAGUAAGUCAGUCUGCCCUCUGUUGGUCAGCUGAAAAGCUUCUUCUCUUGCAAACUGUGCCAAAUAGAGAUUUAAGAUGGUUAUUGCACUCACAACUGUCACAAAUAUAUUCUUGUAAUAUUGCACAUAGCUGUUUAAGUAUUACAGAGCAAUGUUUUGUUAACUGAACUCCAGUAAAUGUUCUAUGUGUACAAACAAAUAUAAAACUCUUUUUUUUAGCAUUAAAUAAAAAUUUACCUUUGACUGUAAAACUCUGCUGUGAUGUUCAAUCCUUAUAACACAAGACUUUAUCGAACUUUUUCAUUUGAGCUAAAACUAAAAUCCCACCUUUAAAAUACUGAGCAUUGUAUGCUCACCUUAUCAUCUGAUCUCUGCUUUGCCCUCACCUGUUAGUAUUUCUAGUAAACAUUAACCAGGAGCCAUUGCUUAUUUGCCUUGCCUUUAAAAAGCAGGCUAGAAAGGGAACUACCAGUAACUGCUGAACUUCUGAAUGUAUGCAAAUACCUCCAGGACUGCCAGGGAUCACAACGGUAGCUGGAACCAUCAGUCCGCACACGUUACAAUGUUUUCACACUUUGUCAGGAGUCACUGAGCCGUGAGUGGAUCUCUGAGCAGGACAUGGCUGUCGAGAGGUGAGUCAACAGAAUUAUGUUGAGUGAAAGUACUCUGUAAUGUCAGUAGAUUUCAAUGAAGCACACUCACAAAAUACCUAAUACAAAAAGACUAAACGCUUCAGAAAUGUUUAUUUCCAUUAGCAGGAGGUCUCACCAGCUAAUGGUGCACACUAACAACCUCAUUGGCUAGAUUUCCUCCUUGUUCCUCCAUAACAGCCAUUAUGUGGUUUAUAUCUCAGUGUGCCAGAGCUGACGAAACUAAUAGAGGCACCUGAGGACUGGACAGAAUGGUUCCUGUAUCGCCUACAUCAGGAGCCAUGGGCAGUUGGUGGCGCUGUGGUCAUAGGACUGUUUAUGCUUGGAAUUCUGUCUCUGGUUGUCUUCGCUCUGCUUUAUGGAUGCUGCUGCAGCCAAGCACCAGAAAACCACAAGCUAAAGAGGAGGAAGAAGUCAGAGAACAGAGUGAUCUAA